CGCUGCAAGCUGGUGCUGCUGGGGGACAGCGGCGUGGGCAAGAGCUGCAUCGUGCAGCGGCAAUGCCGGGGCACGUUCAACCCCGCCAGCUCGGCGACAGUAGGGGCGGCCUUCCUGGCGCACACGCUGGCGUUGCCGUCCGGGCAGUGCAUCAAAUUUGAGAUUUGGGACACGGCGGGCCAGGAGCGGUACGAAUCCCUGGCUCCGCUUUAUUACAGAGGGGCCACCGCCGCGGCAGUUGUGUACGAUGUGGGCAGCGAGCGCAGCUUCCGGCGGGCGGCGCACUGGGUGGCUGAGCUGGCACGCAAUUCUGCGGGCACGCCGCUGCUGGUGCUGGUGGGCAACAAGAGCGACCUGGCGCAGGAGGAGCGGGCGGUGGGCGGCGAGGAGGCGGCGGCGCUGGCGGAGAGCAACGGGAUGCUGCACAUUGAGACGUCUGCCAAGACGGGCAGCAACGUGGCGGCCCUGUUUGAGCUGAUUGCAGAGCACGUUGCGGCGCCGGCGGCA
Molecule: messenger RNA, 507 nt
Organism: Chlorella variabilis
Lineage: Eukaryota; Viridiplantae; Chlorophyta; Trebouxiophyceae; Chlorellales; Chlorellaceae
Exons: 4
Molecular function (GO): GTPase activity; GTP binding
Source: RefSeq, a predicted model, not a curated record